Molecule: messenger RNA, 1518 nt
Organism: Penicillium brevicompactum
Lineage: Eukaryota; Fungi; Ascomycota; Eurotiomycetes; Eurotiales; Aspergillaceae
Exons: 5
Coding region: 1-1518 (505 amino acids)
Source: RefSeq, a predicted model, not a curated record
AUGUAUGUCAAUGACAACCGAUGGGACAACUCGUACAAGUACAUCUGGUACUCGGACAACGGUCCUUGGUCAACUCGCUUUACAGCAUGGUAUACCGCAGGUCUUCUCUACCGCAACGAAGGACAAGAUGUGGUCAGUGCAAAAGCGGCAAUCGAGAAUAUCUAUGAGUCGGCUUGGUACGGCACUUUCAAACUUUCCCCCGAUGAGCCUUAUCCGACCCCCGACUCGGAUUUGUAUCCCCCUGAGAUAUAUACCACCUAUGAUCCCAACUGGAGAGAAUUCAUUGGCACACAGCUGGUGCAGAUCGUUGAGGAAUUUUCUGAUUUGCUAGGUGACUCUCUGGUAUCGCGUAUAGAAGACACUCUUGAAAUCGCGGCCGUUGGGUCUAUGCGACGCAAUGGAUCAUUCCCAGAGGGUGACAAUUUGACCCCGGGUUACUCCAAUCCGGCCAUCAUGCGCGCGUGGUAUGUCUCUUGGAUUGGCGAGCGCCGAAAGAACCAGACUUUCAUUGAUUAUGCCAACGAGCAAGGAAAUACAAUUUUGGAGCUUUUCAAAUCCACGGGGUCCAAUGUGCUCUCCGAGUACAACGCACCAACAUAUUACGGCAUGGAUACGUGGGCUCUUGCAGGUGCCAUCAAAUAUGGACCUAAGAAUGCUACCAUGACCAACAACUCCAAAUUCAUGUUGUCCGAGCUCUGGGCGGAUAUCUCGGCUCAUUACAACCCAUACCUUGGUAACAUGGUAGGACCGUAUGAUCGGGCAUAUACUCGAGACAUUGUGUCCAACUCCGCUGUUAUUGAUUACUUCUGGUGGGGUCUCUUCGGCUACGGCGUAGGACCUCAGCCUAAUAAGCUAGAGGCGGACCUUUUGUUUGAUGUCGCUCAGGGUGCAGCGCUGGCACUAGUAAUGGACGUCGUGGCAGAUCACAUCUCAAAGAAAGAUUUGAGCUGGCUCGGAUCGAAGAGCUCUUGGGACGGAGAACGGAUGAUCACCAAAAAGGUUCCUGAUGCUCUCGGCGCUGAUGCCGAUGUGCGAGUCAUCACCUCUUGGAUGACGGCCCCUUUGAUGAUUGGUGCUCAGCAAGUGGCAGAGGUCGAGAAUCGCGGAGAACAAUACGUGCCUGCUAUCGUUCAGUGGGCUGGUGAUAAGUCCCAUACCCCUCGUCCCUACAUGGCCUUGUUCAGUCUAUAUCCAACAGCAUCAACUAUUGAUGCCGUGGCUGGGCCUAACAGUCUUGACAUUUCUUACCCCAACACGACCCAAGAGGGAUCUGACAUAUUCACCUUUGUUCUCGCGCAACUACCUCCAAGCUGGACGCUUGUUGAAAAGAAGGUUGUCCGGGGCCUUGAAGAUCUACCAUGCCUUGAUUUGAGUAUUGAGGCUAAUGGACUGGAGAAGCAGCCAGUUAUAUAUGGCACUUCUGUGGAGGACAAUCGUGUUUACAACAUAUCGUAUGUUGUUCCGCCUACAUUUUCCGGUGUGCCCAAGAUUUCCUUCAAAUUUGAGUAUACUUGUUGA